ACUCCAGACCAGGAGGGUGCGCUGAUGCAAAACGACAGAAAACUGACGUCACCACUACAACGUGAAGAAAACACAUUUCGCGGAUUUUUCAACUUCGAAAGAGAAAUAAAGUUGCUUAUUUAUCUCUGAAGAUGGAGGAGGAUGAUGCACAAAAGCAGAGACUUAAAGCUGCUGUUCAUUACACCGUCGGCCGCCUCUGUCAACACAUCGCCUCAGACUGCGAGAAACAAAUCACUAAACAGACAAUAGCUGCUAUAGCCGAGACUGCAUUCAGACAGUGCGAUAUAUUUGCCAAGGACCUAGAAGCUUUUGCCAGGCAUGCAAAACGAAACACUGUUACAGUGGAUGAUGUGAAGCUUACAGCUAGGAGAAGCACUGCAUUGUCAAACUACAUCCAGCAAAAAAGUGAAGAACUGGCUUUAAACAACCAAGAACUAAAGGAGAAGAGGAAGAAGAAUGCUGCAAAGAGGAAGAGUAAAGAGAUGGGAGCUGAGGACGACAAUGAGGUUGAAGAUUAAUGGACCAAAAUAUACUUGUGUUUACGAACUUGGUUAAUGCAUAUGAGAACAAACCAACAGAAAGUUACUUCACAUAAAUCACAGUUCAAGUUAAGCAUUUCAAGAAUUACUCAAAACAAGCGUGUCUGUUUGUGUGUUUUAUUGAAGAAUCCUGAAAACAUUUCUGUUCUUUAGGAAACUAUAAAAAGCUCUAUAAGACAAUGUAGAUAUUGUAAAAAUACUUGAAAUUGUUUCAAUUAAAGAAAAUUUGCAUCUAA
Molecule: messenger RNA, 775 nt
Organism: Misgurnus anguillicaudatus (oriental weatherfish)
Lineage: Eukaryota; Metazoa; Chordata; Actinopteri; Cypriniformes; Cobitidae
Gene: cenps
Product: centromere protein S
Biological process (GO): resolution of meiotic recombination intermediates; replication fork processing
Cellular component (GO): FANCM-MHF complex
Molecular function (GO): chromatin binding; protein heterodimerization activity
Source: RefSeq, a predicted model, not a curated record